AUGUUUCCACAACAAAGGCAAAAAACCGUAGAAUUAGUGAACUUGUUUACAAUCAUGCCAAGAGUACAACUACAGCAGCAGCAAUGUACAAACAUGAAGAAGGGGGCAUGGUCUCCAGAGGAAGACCAAAAAUUGAAAUCUUAUAUCAUGAAAUUUGGCAUUUGGAAUUGGAUCCAUAUGCCUAAAUUUGCAGGGCUUUCAAGAACAGGGAAAAGUUGUAGACUAAGAUGGAUGAACUAUCUCUGCCCUGAUGUUAAGAGAGGACCCUUUACAAUGGAAGAAGUCGAAAUCGUCAUCAAAACGUAUCAAGAACUUGGAAAUAAAUGGUCAGCUAUUGCAGGAAGAUUACCGGGAAGAACAGACAAUGAAAUAAAAAAUUUCUUCCACACACACUUAAAAAAGCAAUUGGGAGUGAAAAAUGUUGCCUCGAUGAAAAGGACUAAAAGAGUACUAAUGAAGAAAGACAAAGAUCAAAAUGAGAUGACGAAUAUUUAUGCGGAUAAAUCAUCACCUAAUGUUUGUAAUUAUUCAUUGGAGAAGAGUAGUUCGACUAUUAUUACAUGGGAAGAAAAUGAAAUGACAGAUAUUGUUUCUUCUAGUAAUAUAGUUAUAUUAGAGAGCAACCCAGAAAUUGAAAAAAUUAGUACUAAUAAUGUUGGUUGUCAUCUUUGCCAGUUUGAGUAUCCUCACCCUUGUACUCUUUCUGGUUUAGACUUUUUUCAUCAGUUUGAUGUACUCUGGGAUGCUCAACAUCUUACUAUUUUUUGA
Solanum stenotomum is the source of this 768-nucleotide messenger RNA. Its product is annotated as transcription factor MYB14-like. The transcript has 3 exons. Bases 1 to 768 code for a protein of 255 amino acids. NCBI's taxonomy places the organism in Eukaryota, Viridiplantae, Streptophyta, Magnoliopsida, Solanales, Solanaceae. The record is from RefSeq and is a predicted model, not a curated record.